This is a messenger RNA of Cyprinodon tularosa, 1140 nucleotides long. RefSeq names its product muscle-specific beta 1 integrin binding protein 2 (gene mibp2). Gene Ontology annotation, cellular component: cytoplasm. Lineage: Eukaryota; Metazoa; Chordata; Actinopteri; Cyprinodontiformes; Cyprinodontidae. The transcript is spliced from 8 exons. The record is from RefSeq and is a predicted model, not a curated record. The coding region runs from base 256 to 876 and encodes 206 amino acids.
UUCUCAGUAUGUGUGGAAGCAACGGAACAACGAGGUUCUCUCUCGGUGGAAGACCGCGGUACGAGUGACAGCCCGUCUCUGCUCUUACCUUACUCUCUAAACUCAAGUACCAUGGAGGAGUCAAGUAGUUGACGUUUCCUGCUGCAGCCUUUCUCUUUUAAGCUUUCUUCCCGUCAGAUCAUUGUGCUCCUGACCCGGUUUUUAUUGACGUUUUGAACUCUCAACGACCGACUCAAGCCUUACCCAUCCGACACCAUGAAGUACAUCAUCGGCAUUGGCGGAGUUACCAACGGAGGGAAAACCACCCUCACCAACCGACUGAUCCGAAGUCUUCCCAACUGCUGUGUGGUCCACCAGGAUGACUUCUUCAAGCCCCAAGAUCAGAUUGAAGUUGGUGAAGAUGGCUUUAAGCAGUAUGAUGUCAUCACCGCUCUGGAUAUGGAUGCCAUGAUGAGCACCAUCUACGCAUGGCUGGAGAAUCCCGUGAAGUUUGAGAAGUCUCAUGGCGUCAAUAACACCCUGGACUCUGAGAUUAUCCCGAAGUCUGACCGCAGCAAGGAUGAGGAGGUUCACAUCCUUAUUGUGGAGGGCUUUCUGCUUUACACCUAUCAGCCUUUGAUCGACGUGUUUAACCAGCGCUACUUUAUGUCCAUCCCAUAUGAAGAAUGCAAAAAGAGGAGGUGCUCUAGGAACUACAAGGUGCCUGACCCACCGGGUCUGUUUGAUGGCCAUGUCUGGCCCAUGUAUCAGAAACACACAAAAAUCAUGGAGGAAUCAGGUGUUGAUGUUUUGCAGCUAGAUGGAACCAUGACGAAGGAGAAGUUGUUCAACCUAGUCUAUGGUGACAUCCUGAAUAAAAUCCAAAAAUCUUUCUAACAAAGGUCAUGCGAUCGGCUAAGGAAAUCAUGUACUCGGUGUGCAAGCAGAAGACCAUCUUGCCUUAAUAUCUUUUAUACCUGGCAAUUAAUUGUCAAGAUUUUUUUUUUUAUAUAUAAAAUGCUUUACAGCAUGCAAUGUUGGCAUGAAUUUAUCUUUCGUAUUUAUUGCUUUGUUACAGCCUACACUCCAAAGAGAUCUUUUGGAAUUUUUUAAGAGAUGGUUGCACUAUGAGGCAUGUGUCAAUAAAUGAUUCUUCUGCCA